AUGCUCCUGCUAUUGAAAUUACUAUGGGAAAAUCUUCGAGAAUUCGAUGAAAAAUAUCGAGAUCGUCGUUCGGAAAACUUUUGUUUUGUGCAGCCAAUACAUCUAUGCGGCGCUGUUCUAGCUUAUUAUGUGUUCAUUAAGCAUCUUGGGCCCAAAUUAAUGGAAAAUCGUAAACCGUUCGAACUGAAGUAUGUCCUGCUUGUGUACAAUGCAGCGCAAGUACUCAUCAAUAGCAUCCUCCUAAUUUUGGGCUGCUUUACUGUCGUGUAUUAUAAACCAUACGAACGCUUGACUUGCAUGAUGCCGGUGAUGCAGCGCACAGAUGCUGGCAUGGCGGAGUUAAACUUUUCCUAUGCGUAUUAUCUGCUUAAAUACCUGGACUUUGCGGACACUGUAUUCUUUGUGCUGCGCAAGCGCUACAAUCAAGUGAGCUUCCUGCAUGUGUACCAUCACAUCAUGAUGAGCGUGUCCAUUUUUGUGUACCUGCGCUACUUGCCUGGUGGCCAUGGCGCAGUGUUGGGCUUCCUCAAUCUGAAUGUGCAUACCAUUAUGUAUUUUUAUUAUUUCAUUUCGGCACUGCAGCCCGAGUUGAAACAGUCGAUAUGGUGGAAGAAACACAUUACCCAAGCGCAAAUACUGCAAUUUCUGCUUUUGCUAUUGCACUUUACGCGCGCGCUCUUCGAUGCAGAAUGCGAAUAUCCUAAAAUGGCUAUACUGUUUGCGGUCAUUCAAGCUGUGGUGAUGCUGAUGCUCUUUUCGGACUUUUAUUAUAAGGCUUACGUUCGCAGCAGCAACAAAAAAUUAGGGACACAAAUAAACGGAAAAGAAACUUGCAGUAAAAUGGGGGAACAUCUGAGGGCGAUGGAUUUGGGUGGAACAGAAAUGAAACCUUGUAAAUUUUGA
Messenger RNA from Anastrepha obliqua, 903 nucleotides. Its product is annotated as elongation of very long chain fatty acids protein F-like. Gene Ontology annotation, molecular function: fatty acid elongase activity. The record is from RefSeq and is a predicted model, not a curated record. NCBI's taxonomy places the organism in Eukaryota, Metazoa, Arthropoda, Insecta, Diptera, Tephritidae. Gene Ontology annotation, cellular component: endoplasmic reticulum membrane. The transcript is spliced from 3 exons. Gene Ontology annotation, biological process: very long-chain fatty acid biosynthetic process; fatty acid elongation, saturated fatty acid; fatty acid elongation, monounsaturated fatty acid. The coding region runs from base 1 to 903 and encodes 300 amino acids.